GCACCACGAGGUCGGUGCCCGCCGCUGCGCCCUCGUCCUGACUGCCCGGGCGCACGAACGGGUCGCGGGCGGGGGUCGGGGCGGGGGCAGCCGAGCGGCUCACCGCUGGUGGAACAUUAAAGCGAUCCGGGGCUGGGGAAGGUGAUCGGAUGCCUGGUGAAUGAGUCACCGCGCUCCUCCCGCCGGUCCCCUUCCUGCCCGAGUUGACCGGCGGAGUUCGGCGCAGGGGCGGCGGAGCGUGACCGCGUCCUUGGGGCAGCCGAGGGGCGACGGCGCUGCCCCGGUGCCCCACGCACCGCCCGCUGCUGUUGGGACAAACCCCCGCCGGGCCGCUCUCUGCCAGAGCGAGGCCUACCAGGGUCCCCCCGCCGUCCCCUUCCCAGGGCGAAGAGAAAACCUGCGGGGUGGUGACAGCACGGAGGACAAAACACGCGCAAGACUGAGCCCCGAUCUGCCGUAGGCAGCAGCAAGAACAGAGGAUGUGGGGUGGGGUGGGCAGGGACACGGGGCUGCCCCGGAGCGCAUCCACUGCCCUCACCAGGUGACAGCCCCGGGCUGUGACAAACGGUGGUGAGGGGCGAAGGUGAGCCGGGGAGAAAGCCUGAGUGGAUCAGGGUGGCGGGGCUAUGGAGGGUGUCAGUCCACUGGCGUGGAGGAUUCCCUUUGGGAGCUGUCCCUUGCAUUCUGCCACUGCCUACCUCGGCCUGCACUCAUGGCAUCUGCGAGGCCUCAGGAAGGCUCCAGAGCCACUGUCGCGGUCAUGAAACAGCCCCACUCCGCAGCAGAGUAGGGCAGACUUUCCCCACGGCUCCCUGCCGGGGAGGCCACAUCCCAACUCCUUCCCCAGCCUCUGCCUGUCCUCUCUUCUUGGGCAUAGGGGAAAAGCCAAAAUGGGAUUUCUCCCCUCCAAGAUCCUGCUGUAAUCUGCGCUUCUCUCCCUGCUCACUGAGCACCGCAGCGCUGGCCCGACUUGGCCGACCUGCAUUUGAACUUUCAGAGAAAACAAGUCAUUACCGAGGAGAAGCCGCAUCUCUGUGAGGCCUAAUUUCGGAGGGUUUUUUUUUCAAGGCCUUUAUCUCUCCUAUCUGCUGUGCAGCCAUGGGGCUAAAUUACCCGGAAAGUCAGGCUCGGGCGGGUUUAGCUUUCAGGAACGCAGCUCACAGCAGGCACUUCCUUGAGGCCGUGAACACAGAGCUGUGUGCAGGAGUGUGGCCUGGAGGCCCUGGGCAGCCUCCUGGAGGCCUGCAACCAGCUGACGCUCUGCCCCUUAUGCAGGUGAGAACCCUGUUUGUCAGCGGCCUGCCCCUGGACAUCAAGCCCCGUGAGCUCUACCUGCUCUUCAGGCCCUUCAAGGGCUACGAGGGGUCGCUUAUCAAGCUCACCUCCAAGCAGCCUGUGGGGUUCGUGAGCUUUGACAGCCGCUCAGAGGCUGAGGCCGCCAAGAAUGCACUGAACGGCAUCCGCUUUGACCCUGAGAUCCCCCAGACGCUGCGGCUGGAGUUUGCCAAGGCCAACACCAAGAUGGCCAAGAGCAAGCUGGUGGGCACUCCCAACCCCAGCGCUCCCCUCCCCAACACCGUACCUCAGUUCAUCGCCAGGGAGCCCUAUGCGCUGGCUCCCUCCCUCCGAGGCUGGGUCUCAGGGCUGGAAGUCCCGUCAGUUCUGCUGAAUGCUGUGCUAGGAAGAAACCUCACACAAGUUUGGAUUCCUCCAAGACUCUCCCACAGCCUCUAUCACACAUCUGUUCUCCUAGAAGAAAGUGAGAAGCAUACCCAGUAUAUUUCCCUCUUUUACACUGUAUAUUUGUAAGAAAGAGCGUGUUACUGAUGAAAGCAUGGUUUGACAGGCACUGCUGUAGCGUUUGAAAAGUAUUUUCAAACACCCCUAGGAAAGCAGACUGCAAAAAAAAAAGCAAAGCGAGAGCAAGUAUUUUUGUAUCAAACUUCUGAACAGGACAAUCUCACACUGGGCUGGAUGACAGUUUUUAUGCUCAACCUCCAACAGCACGCCCUUAGCAGCCUGCCCCCCCAUCCACGGGCCACACACCAAAGGCCACAACACAUGCUGCCUCAGCACAGUCUGUGGUUGUUCACAGUGCUCCGGCGACAGCAUCGCCUCUGCACCCCAAUGCACUGCCAGCAUUGGAGUUCCCUUCCUGUCUGCAGCACGUGGUGCCAGCCAUGACAGGCAGAUUUCUUACCUUGGCGCGAUGCUAACGGCUUGCUGCACAGCUCCGGCAAGGUGUGAUGCUCGCAUCAGGGAUGGGCAGAGACAGUCCACACAUAUAGCAAGGUGAGAAUUCGCCUUCUCCUUCCAUGGCUGCUCCAAGAUGUUAAGGGCAAUGCAGACUGAUGCACAAGGAGCUGGACUUUCUGAUCCCUGCCAACUCCAGGCGGUGGGACUGGGAUACGCACCCACUGCUGCAGGGCUCUACUGCAGCUUCAGCACCUGGUGAUGCCAGUCUGGCUGCAGAGCAUGUCUGUGUGGAGCAGAGCCCAAGGGAGGCUGGUGGUAGCACAGGGUGGGAUGGAUCCAGGGACUGCAUGCUGGUGUCCUCUUUGCACCAGGAGAAACUGGCAUGAGGAAGAGUAAAGCAAAGCAAAGCAAAAAAAAAAAAAUAUAUCAACCCAUUUGUUUCUUCAAAAAGAAGGUGUCAACCCCAUCUCCAUUAAUUGCCUGAGCAGAACUCCCAGCCUCUCUCCCUCCUCCAUUUUCUGCUUUGGCCACAAGCAGCAGGGAACAGGGCUGCUAGAGCUGCCCAGGUGGGGGCAAGAAGGGGGUGCCACUGGGCCACCAGCAUGCAGCGGGUUGGGCAGCGGUGCCUCAAGCAAGGUAGCUCUGCAGGGACAGCACAGCGCUCCCAGCAAUGGACUAUUGUAGCAAACUGUUUCCUGUGUUUUUUGUUCUGUUUUUGUGGAGAGGAAAGGAGCUUCCACGUUGUCUUCUCCGCUUUUGGAAAUAUGUUUAAAGGUACUUUUCUAUUGUAAUUUUUUAAAAAUAAAGCCAGUGAUUAUUAUAAGUUAA
Molecule: messenger RNA, 3024 nt
Organism: Meleagris gallopavo (turkey)
Lineage: Eukaryota; Metazoa; Chordata; Aves; Galliformes; Phasianidae
Source: RefSeq, a predicted model, not a curated record